Pecten maximus is the source of this 588-nucleotide messenger RNA. RefSeq lists its product as uncharacterized. Bases 1 to 588 code for a protein of 195 amino acids. Lineage: Eukaryota; Metazoa; Mollusca; Bivalvia; Pectinida; Pectinidae. The record is from RefSeq and is a predicted model, not a curated record. The transcript has a single exon. Gene Ontology annotation, biological process: DNA integration. Gene Ontology annotation, molecular function: nucleic acid binding.
AUGUCGUGUGUUAGCUUUACAACUGAAGUCAACGCCAUACAAGGAAAGAACUUUGGAAGUAAACAAAAUAAAAGAGGCAAUACAACACAUGUUCAGCCCUCGCGUAAAAACACUCGCACACCUUCAGAGCAAGUGUCAAAUUGUUCAACAUGUGCCACUAACUCUAGAAAAAAUCCAAAGGAGCCAUUAUUAAUGAUGGAAAAUCCGAACAGGCCAUGGUCUGUUAUUUCCGCUGACAAAUUUGAAUUUCAAGGACAUAACUAUUUGGUCACGAUUGACCAUUAUUCAAAGUGGCCGGAGUUGUCCAAAUUAGACAAUAUGAGUAACAAGAACACUAUGUUAUAUCUCAAAAGCCAAAUGUCGAGAUAUGGCAUCCCUGACAAGCUCAUUACAGACAACGGUCCACAGUUUGCUAAUGAGGAGUUCAAGAAAUUCUCAAAGACAUAUGGAUUCGAACAUACAACAUCAAGUCCCAGAUAUCCGCAGGCGAACGGACAAGCUGAAAGAACUGUGCAGACAGUGAAAAACAUAUUAAAGAAAUCUGAGGAUCCAUAUAAAGGCUUGUUAGCUAAAAGAAAUAGUCAUUGA